This is a messenger RNA of Siniperca chuatsi (mandarin fish), 7454 nucleotides long. RefSeq names its product arginine-glutamic acid dipeptide (RE) repeats a (gene rerea). The transcript has 22 exons. The coding region runs from base 677 to 5320 and encodes 1547 amino acids. The record is from RefSeq and is a predicted model, not a curated record. Gene Ontology annotation, molecular function: transcription corepressor activity; chromatin binding; sequence-specific DNA binding. NCBI's taxonomy places the organism in Eukaryota, Metazoa, Chordata, Actinopteri, Centrarchiformes, Sinipercidae. Gene Ontology annotation, cellular component: nucleus. Gene Ontology annotation, biological process: regulation of DNA-templated transcription.
GGGGAGCGUGGAGUGUGUGCAUAGGAAAGAGAGAGAGAGAGAGAAGAGAAGGGGGGAGAGAGAGCGCGUGUGUGUGGAAAAAGGAAGCGGAGCCUGUAAACGGUGAACUCACUGGUUUCCUACCCCUCGAAACAACUAACAGCGCUGUUAUUUUUCAUGUGGACACUAUCAUCGACAGCAACAAUAACACGGCCAAAGGGAAUAGGAGCAAUUUCGAGGGGGGGGGACUAGCUAACGUUAUAGUGCCUUUGCUCGGCAAUUUGGGACGCGAACAGUCCAUCAGUAAAGUGAAACCGUCUUUUGUUGAAGCAAGUGCUCGCCUGAGCCCCUCCGUGCGGGUUACGGGUUAAAAAAACAACAAAACAAAACGGGGGGAUAAAAAAGUGUCCGUGUUCGCUUCGUUUUGUCCCGGUUCUUGGAUUUGGCCCAGCUGGCUUGCCUUUCUUAGGUUCGGUGGGUCAUCUCGGUCGGAUCGCGUUUUCAACUUGUUUGCAGCAGUCUCUGGGACUCCCAAGAAUCACCAGACUGGCGGCUUUUCUGAAACACUGGGGUUGUUGGUGUGGCCAAAUUUUCCCUGGAUUUGACUGGUAAAUUUAGAAGACUGAAGCCCAGGCUCACAGUCUACCUUUCACGGAGGCCCAGCCGUGAGAGGACUGAGGAAGGCACGUGGCGGAUCAUGACGGCCGACAAAGAGAAGGAGAGGGAGAAAGAGCGGGACAGAGACAGAGACAGGGACCGGGACAAGAGAGAGGCCGGUAAGUCCCGACGGCAGGACGGGGACAGGGGCGACCGUGAGAGUGAGAGCUCCCGGCCCAGACGCAGCUGUACGUUGGAGGGUGGGGCCAAGAACUAUGCAGAGAGCGAGCACAGCGAGGAUGAGGACAACGACAAUGGCAGCACAGGUGGAGGCAGCGGCACGGCCGAGGAGGCCGGCAAGAAGGGCAAAAAGAAGACGCCUAAGAAGAAGUCACGCUAUGAGCGCACAGAGAACGGAGAAAUCACGUCCUUCAUUACAGAAGACGAUGUUGUUUACAGACCCGGAGAUUGUGUGUACAUUGAAAGUCGGCGGCCCAACACUCCCUAUUUCAUUUGUAGCAUUCAGGAUUUCAAGCUGAGUAAACGGGACCAUCUGCUGAUGAAUGUGAAAUGGUACUACCGCCAGUCAGAGGUGCCCGACUCUGUCUACCAGCACCUGGUGCAGGAUCGCAACAAUGAGAACGACUCUGGUCGGGAGCUGGUUAUCACAGAUCCAGUGGUCAGGAGUCGAGAGCUCUUCAUCUCUGACUAUGUGGACACUUAUCAUGCUGCUGCUCUCAGGGGGAAAUGCAACAUUUCCCAUUUCUCCGACAUUUUUGCUGCCAGGGAGUUCAAAGCCCGCAUCGACUCCUUUUUCUAUAUCCUCGGAUAUAACCCAGAGACCAGGCGACUAAACAGCACACAAGGGGAAAUCCGAGUGGGACCCAGUCACCAAGCCAAGCUCCCAGAGCUGCAGCCUUUCCCCUCUCCUGGUGGCCAGGCCGUGACUGAGAAUGAGGAGCUGGUCUGGAUGCCAGGGGUUAAUGACUGUGAUCUUCUCAUGUACCUCAGAGCCGCAAGGAGCAUGGCUGCUUUUGCAGGGAUGUGUGACGGAGGCUCAACAGAAGAUGGGUGUCUAGCAGCCUCUCGAGAUGACACUACAUUAAACGCACUUAACACUCUUCACGAGAGCAGCUAUGAUGCAGGAAAAGCUCUCCAGCGUCUGGUGAAGAAGCCUGUACCCAAACUGAUCGAGAAGUGCUGGUCUGAAGAUGAAGUGAAGCGCUUCAUUAAAGGGUUGAGACAGUUCGGCAAAAACUUCUUCAGGAUCCGGAAAGAGCUGCUGCCCAACAAAGAAACGGGAGAGCUAAUUACUUUCUACUACUAUUGGAAGAAGACACCCGAGGCAGCCAGUUGUCGAGCCCAUCGCAGACACCGCCGCCAGCCCGUCUUCCGCCGCAUCAAGACACGAACCGCUUCAACUCCUGUCAACACUCCCUCACGCCCCCCCUCCAGCGAGUUCUUGGACCUCAGUUCAGCCAGUGAAGAUGACUUUGACAGUGAAGACAGUGAGCAGGAGCUGAAGGGCUACGCCUGCCGCCACUGUUUCACUACCACCUCGAAGGAUUGGCACCACGGGGGCCGGGAGAACAUCUUGCUGUGCACAGACUGCCGCAUUCACUUCAAGAAGUACGGUGAGCUGCCCCCCAUCGAGAAGCCUGUGGACCCGCCGCCAUUUAUGUUCAAACCUGUCAAAGAGGAAGAGGAUGGACUCAGCGGGAAGCAUAGCAUGAGGACCCGACGGAACCGAGGCUCGAUGUCGACGCUACGUAGUGGUCGUAAGAAGCAGACAGCCAGUCCUGAUGGCAGAGCCUCACCUACCAAUGAGGAUUUGCGCUCCAGCGGUCGUACCUCACCCAGCGCGGCAAGCACCGACAGCACUGACAGCAAGACAGACUCCAUGAAGAAGCCCAGCAAGAAGAUUAAAGAGGAGGCUCCUUCACCUAUGAAGAGUGCCAAACGGCAGAGAGAGAAGGGAGCUUCAGACACAGAGGAGCCCGAGAGGGCCAGCGCCAAAAAGUCCAAGACACAAGAGCUGAGUCGGCCAGACUCACCCUCAGAAUGCGAGGGGGAAGGGGAGGGCGAGGGCGAGAGCUCUGACGGGCGCAGCAUCAAUGAGGAGCUCAGUAGCGAUCCUAAAGACAUUGACCAGGACAACCGGAGCUCCUCCCCAAGCAUCCCCAGCCCCCGUGACAAUGAGAGCGACUCAGACUCCUCUGCCCAGCAACAGCAGCUCCUGCAGAGCCAGCACCCUCCAGUCAUCCAGUGUCAGCCAGGCACCUCAGCCGCCUCCUCAGCACCCCCUCCGCCUACAACCUCAGCCCCCUCGCUACCCCCACAGGUUUCCCCAACAGCGGCCUCCACCUCUCUACCUCCCCAGCCUCUGCCCCAGGCAAGCCCGAUGUCUCUUAUCCAGUCAGGAGUGUCCCUCCACCCUCAAAGGCUUCCCUCUCCACAUUCACCUAUGACUCAGGCUCCGCCUCCUGGCCCCCCAGUCCCACCUCAGUCAUUACCAAGUUCGCAUCAUGGGCCCAUGCCUCCCAUGCCACAUCCACUGCAGCCUGGCCCCUCACACAUGCCUCACCCUCACUCCAUGCCCCCUCAGGGCUUCCCUGUGGGUCAGUCUCAGGUCCCACCGCUACCAAUCUCUGGCCAAUCACAGCAGAGGCCACACACACCUCCUUCCCAGUCUCAAUCAUCUGCUCAGAGUGGAGGCCAACCUCCCAGAGAGCAGCCCCUGCCCCCUGCCCCAAUGUCCAUGCCUCACAUCAAGCCCCCACCAACCACACCCAUCCCUCAGAUACCCAACCCACAGUCCCACAAACACCAACCCCACGUGUCAGCGCCUCCAUUCCCUCAGAUGCCUUCAAACCUGCCUCCACCUCCUGCUCUCAAGCCCCUCAGCUCUUUAUCCAACCUCCAUCCUCCAUCAGCACACCCACCUCCCCUCCAGCUCAUGCCUCAGGGGCAGCAGCUUCAGCCUCCGCCAGCCCAGCCUCCAGUUCUUACUCAGUCCCAGAGCCUCCCACCAUCAGCCAGCCACCAACCUCCUCCAGCUCCUCCUCUGCCGCCCUCUGCUGCAGCCUCACACCCCAACGGGCCACCGCAGCCGCCGUUCUCAUCUCAUCCUUUCAGUACAGUUCUACCUCCAACUGGCCCUCCCCCAUCCUCAUCAAACUCUAUGCCUGGCAUACAGCCUCCAUCUUCCUCCGCUCCAUCCUCCUCCAUCUCCAUGCCACUGCCUGCCUCGGUCACUUGUGCUGGUCCGGGCCCGGCACUCCCACCUGUACACAUCAAAGAGGAGCCUCUGGACGAGUCCGAGGAGCCAGAGAGCCCUCCGCCCCCACAGAGAAGCCCCUCCCCAGAGCCUACUGUUGUCAAUACGCCCAGCCAUGCCAGCCAGUCAGCACGGUUCUACAAGCACCUGGACCGGGGUUACAACUCGUGUGCUAGGACAGAUUUCUACUUCACUCCCCUGGCUUCAUCUAAACUGGCCAAAAAGCGAGAGGAAGCUCUGGAGAAAGCCAAGAGGGAAGCAGAACAGAAAGCAAGGGAAGAGAAGGAGCGAGAGAGGGAGAGGGAAAAAGAGCGAGAAAGAGAGCGGGAACGGGAAAAGGAAGCAGAACGAGCUGCGAAAGCCUCCAGUUCCUCUCAUGAGGGCAGAAUGGGCGAACCUCAGAUGGCCGGCCCCGCCCACAUGCGUCCACCCUUCGAUGGUCCCCCCACUACGAUUGCAGCUGUGCCUCCGUACAUUGGCCCUGACACCCCUGCCCUGCGCACCCUCAGCGAGUACGCCCGACCCCACGUCAUGUCCCCCACCAAUCGAAACCACCCCUUCUUUGUGUCCCUCAACCCUGCAGACCCGCUGCUGGCUUAUCACAUGCCCAGCUUGUACAAUGCUGACCCGGCCAUGCGGGAGCGCGAGCUACGAGAGCGGGAGAUGCGCGAGAGGGAGAUUCGUGAGAGGGAGCUGAGGGAAAGAAUGAAACCUGGUUUCGAGGUUAAGCCUCCAGAGAUGGACACACUCCACCCUUCCACAAACCCCAUGGAGCACUUUGCCCGGCAUGGGGCCAUCACGUUGCCCCCCAUGGCCGGACCCCACCCUUUUGCCUCCUUCCAUCCGGGUCUGAACCCAUUAGAGCGUGAGCGGCUGGCCCUCGCUGGGCCCCAGCUGCGGCCAGAAAUGAGCUACCCGGAGAGGUUGGCUGCAGAGAGACUCCAUGCUGAGAGGAUGGCCACAGUGGCCAAUGACCCCAUCGCCCGUCUACAGAUGUUCAAUGUCACGCCACACCACCACCAGCACUCACAUAUUCACUCCCAUCUCCACCUCCACCAGCAAGAUCCCCUUCACCAAGGUGGUGGUGAAUGUCUUGUGUGUCCUCCAGGUUCGGGGGGCCAUCCGCUGGCAGUCGAUCCCCUGGCAGCCGGACCUCACCUGGCCCGCUUCCCUUACCCUCCCGGCGCCAUCCCCAACCCUCUCCUCGGCCAGCCGCCGCAUGAACACGAGAUGCUGCGCCACCCAGUCUUCGGUACUCCAUACCCACGGGACCUACCAGGAGGUCUGCCACCACCCAUGUCCGCAGCCCACCAGCUGCAGGCCAUGCAUGCCCAGUCAGCUGAGCUCCAGAGGCUGGCCAUGGAGCAGCAGUGGCUCCACGGACACCAUCACAUGCACGGAGGACCACUGCCUGGCCAGGAGGACUACUACAGCCGGCUGAAGAAGGAGAGUGACAAGCAGCUGUAACCAGCCAAGGGAGGCAGCGACUGACAGGUGCAGGACACGGGAAGUUGUUACAGAGUUGUUAACAUUCAGUUUUGAAGAACGGAAAAGGCCAAGUGGAUCGUCUGAGAAUUCUUCUGAUAUUUGUUUUUUGUUCCUGUCAAGGACUUUUUUCUUUUCUUUUUUUUUUAAGACAUUGACUUUCUUUGGUAUAUAGCCAGUAGUGACAACGUCCUCAAGACUCCUGCAUGACAAGCUUCCCUGACAUUUUUUUGUAGGUGCUAGAACAAGACACUGUGCUUAUCAACAACAACAAAAAAAGACCAGAUUAUGGAAAAAUAACAAGUGCUAUCUUAAAUUCAACAUUUAUUUUAAUACAUUGUUGGAGGUUUUUCAUAAUUUUAAGAAAAGCUACAGCAUGGCAUUUUUGAGUCUGUAAAUAGUAUAUAUAAACAUAUAAUUAUUAUUAUAAUUAUUAUUAUUACUAGGUGUGGACUCCAAACCAAGUCGUUUCACCCUCCAAUAUAAUUGUUUUGAAGCAUUAUCCCUUGUUUCAGAGGGGAGCACCAUGGCAUUAUAUGAGCAGUUUCUGAGAGAGUUGUGGUUCAGUUGUGACGUUCCUCUGACAUCACUGUGUUUAGAUUUAGUCCCACAUACACUAUGUAAACCAUAAACCUGUCACACCCACAUCCAUUCAUCAUACACGUUUGACACGCAGCACGUUGUCAGAAUGUGUAAACUCACCAUGUUGAGUUCAUGAUUUGAAACACUUGAAGAGGUGACACAGUAGUCGCUGAGGCUUCUGUGGAGUGCACACUGAAGCCAUGGAUUAAAAAGAAAAAAACAAUUUGCACUGAAAGAGUAUUCUUGUGGUCCACUCGAUUGGUUUAAUCCUUUUGCUUAAAAUCAGAAUUUAAGUCAACAAAAAUGGAGUAGUACUUCAUUCAAUUUUUUUUUGCUUUUACAGAGAAUGGUUUUAAUAAUGAUUUUAAAAAUGUGGACACCAGAAACACAUUUGGCUGAACGUAAGAAAAAUUGCUCUGUGUUCUUUUAAAUUAUCGGGACCUGAAUUUUAACUUUGUUCACUAUAACAGGAGCUUAACAGGACUUUACGAUUGUUUUUAAUGUGUGAAUGGUUGUGAGUCGGUGCUACUUGUGUUGUGGUGUCCCCUUUUCUGUACCUGGUCCAGUCAUCCAUGUUUGAUGCAGGGCUCAUAUACGACAGAGUCAUCCUCCAACUAGGCUGUAAUAAUGUUCACUGUGACACUAGAGGGGGCCUGCUGACACGUGACGACCAGGACCGUGGAGUUAGAGGGGUCGAUGAUUGUGCAUGAGUGUGUGUGUGUGUGUUCUCCUCACAAUGUUUCCAUAUGCCUUGGUUCCUUAGGGAUACACACGACUUCCUGGGCCUCAGGAGUGGUGUGUUUGUGUGUGCCGCUGACUGUUACAGGUCGUGUUGACCUGUCAUACCAGUGCACAUGAGCCCAAGUUUUAUUUUCAUUUUAUUUUUGUCUUUGUUUUUUGCUGUAGCCAUGACAUGAGUUCUGCAUUUGACUGUUCAAGACUGUUCGACUGUCAAAGAAAUUUAGAAAACUCUGGCUAUUUGUUUUUUUAACCAAACGAAGAAACUGUACUUGCAUUGAAAGUGACCAUAUCUUUCCUUGGAGCACUAUAAUUUACAUUUAAACGCUUGCAAACAUCAUCAAACUCAUGCCCCCCUUUUUAAAAAUCUUUAAAAAGUCUUUGAAGCCCUGACAAGAACCUGUCACUCUGUCUUGCCAUCUCCCACCAAUUCCUGUCUCUCUUCUGACGACGAGCUCCUCAUCAUCAUCUUUGCCUCGUUUCCUGACGAUUCCCUUGCCUUUUACUCCCUCUUUUUGUGUCUCCAAAACCUUUGAUGUUAAGUGUUGUCAAUGGUUUAGCUUCUUGUUUCAAAGCGGCAAUAGCAGAAUGUAAAUUCUGACUGCUAAGAUUUAUAUAUAUACUGGUAUCUUGAAGCUUAUUGUAUAUAUGAGUAGUCGCCAUGGGAUGACACAAUGUAAACAAAAAGUAGAAAUAAUAAGAAAAAUUGUGAGUCCUGUGUUCUCUCCAUUUGAGUAUUUUGUAAUUUUUUUGAAAAAUUUGUGGAAUUAAAAUAAACGACUAAGUUACACCACAA